GCACAGCUCGCAAAGGGGGUACUGGAGAAACAAACGUGAAACGCAGGCGUUCUCGCGAGAACGACUUUAACUUUCGUCUCUAAAAAAGUCACACUCCCCUCCAGACAAAGACGCAAAUCUCCCGACGAGAGAGACUCUCUGAAGAACGCGCUCGCCGCUUGAGGAGUCUCUUUGCUCAAUGGGGUCGAAGACUCUCCCACUGCAGGCACCUGGGAAAGUCGAAGCUCGACUUGGGGCUUCCUGAGGAGAAAAAUUUCUCUUCUUUCUCUGAGAGGAGAGAAGAACGCGAGGUUCUUUUCAGAAGGACGUUUCUUGUUCAAGAAAUUCCAAGGUUUUUCUCUCUCCCUUCUCCCGUUCCUUCUCAGCGCCGUCUCGCCAUCCCAUUUUCUCUCCCCUCCAAAGAGGGUGCUCUGCAAGACACCCUGGAGAGUGUCUUGCGGGCGGUUUCUUCCGUGUCGCUUUUGCAGCUCCUUUUUUUCGGAUUUUCUUCCACUUUCUUCGUCUAGGCUUUGAGAGUCUGCUUUUUCUUCUCUCCGCGAGUCCAGGCCUCCCCUCGAUCACUCCGUUUUUCUCCCCGCGUCUUGUCCCUGUCGAGUCUCGUCUUUCCUCUUGCUCCCGCGCUUGCUGUCUUGCUUCCAAGUUCUUCUCCUUUCUCGCUCCUCUUCGGCCAUUAUUCUCUUCUCCAAGCGUUUCCUCGUUCCCCCUCCCUUUUCUCCGCUUCCCAGAUCACUCUGCGCGUCCGUGUCUUAGUCCGUUUUUUUGCGGGGCUCGGCCUUCUCUCUCCGACGCCGCCGUCUGCCUUCGCCGCCGCUGCCCGUUCCGGCGAAACGCUCUCAAAUCUCUGACUCGGUUGCCUCUCUCUCUCCCCGUUAAACACCGCUUGUCGCGAGCCUCGUCUCUCCCACAGUAUGGUUGCUUCUACUGGCUUUCUUCCCUUGCUCAUCUACUGCUGCAAAGGCGUCGCGACGUCGCUCCUCGCGUCAUCGGCUGUAUGCACCGCGCUCUCGGACCGGCCAUCGCUCUCGCUGGGUCUGUUUCUCUUUUCUGCGUCGCUUUCUGCGUUUCUUCUUGCGCCGACUCUCUCCAGCUUCUCGCCCUGUCUCGCCGCCUCCCUCCCUGCCCUCACUGUCGCGUUGUCUCCCGCCCUGGCCGCCAGCAGGUUCUGCUUCACGCACUGCUGCAAACAGAGAAGCAGAAGUCGCUUCGCCGCAACGUCGGAUUAACUCGAACACUGCGUCUCCGCUUCCCUCCUUCAACUCCAGUUCGCUGUCUUGAUCAAAGGCUCUCCUGAGAGAACGUGGAGGGCCGCAGCGAGAACGGAGACAAGGUUCGGCCUGCCAGGAAGACCCCUGCAUGCCUGACGCUCGCACACUCGGCGAAUAUUCCGACAGGCACUCGAGCCAGGAGGCUCUUGAAAUGCCCAGGAAGUCGCUCUCCUGGAUUCCGUGGCGAAGCGUCCGACCAGCGGGGAAAGCCGAAGAGGGUCGAGAAAGAAGGAAAGGAGACAAAAGGCAGGCCUUCGACGGGAGAAGCACCAUCCAAGCUUUCGGAGGAAAGAUGAUUCGAAUGUCUUCUGGAGGUUUCUGAGAUAUCCCAACUGUUCGCCUCGAACAACAACCAAACGGCUUUCUUUUUUUCGACACCCCGUAGAAACGCGUUUCUCGAGCUGAUGAAUGCAACAAACAAAGGACUUCUCAACGUGAACUGAGGGGUCAAAAAGGGGAAUCAACUGCAUGCAAGGAGUCCUCGUAUCUCUCUGUGCAUCCCGCUGGCCACGAGUGGAGGAACGACGCAACUCGCUUUUUCCCUUCAAACUCGAAACGAGUUUGCGAGGAAACAAACAUACGACAGGCUGAGAAGCGACGCGCGCAACAAGCAUGCGCGUGCGGCGAGUCGAGGUGUACGUACACCUGAGCGACCGGCCUCAGACCCUAGAAAGCUUCCGUCGAGAUGCAGGACUCCGGAGACGGUCCCGCGCCUCAGGGGGGAGCGGGAGACUUUUUUUCUGUGCUGCUUCAAAACCACAUCACAGGCGUCAAGACGCCCCGAUCAGAUCGGCCUGCGCGGCCUCGACCUACGGCUUCGAGCACCCCUAUCCUUUCCUUCUGUUCUCUCGACUCGCGCUCUCCAUGCCCUUCUCUCGCCUCAGUCUCCGUCCGCGAGACCCUCUGUCUCCGAAAGGCGGCCGCAAACGCCCAAGGAGACACCUCGCCGCGGGAGACCUCGGUGGGGUCGGUCGACUCUUGCGCCGGAGGGAGACCGGAAGGAGACGCGAGGCCGAGCGCAGGAGGCGAGAGAGGCGAAAGGAACUCGUCUCAGAUCUUUCCUUUCCUUCGAGGAAGAGCUGCUUCUCUCGAAAUCCUCAAGAGACACAAACUCGAGGCAAGCGCCGACCUGCGGAAUAAGUCUCUAAACACCGACGUCCUGACCAAGGGGCAGACCGACGGGGGAGAGCAGAGAGAACAGCGAGGCGAAGACGAGAGAAAACGUGAGGAGGGGGAGCGCGAGAAACAGGAAAGAAGAAGAGAUGGAAAGAGAGUAAAUCUUCGACGUGGAGGCGCGAGGAGACGAAUCUGCAGAGGCAAGAGCGAGGGCGAGGUUGGAGGGAAACUCGAGGCCAGGAGACACUUUCAUGGGGGUUGCCGAGCGCAUUCAGCGACGGAGGGAGAGAGCGUUUCUUCGGGCGGCUCGAAUAGAGGAACGUCGCGGGAAGAUCUCCACGACUUCCGCAGCAAGGAGUUCUCCUCACGCUCUUUGCCUUGUUCUAUCCAUCGUCCUCUCCGCCGCUCUGUCCAUCGUGCUCUCCUGCCCGAGUUUACUGGUCGAAGUGGAGGACAGACUGUUUCUCGUCGCUCUCACAGAAGCGUCGGAGGGCGUUCCUUCUCCAGUCAUGGGGAGACAGAGGUGUUGACGACGGGGUCAACAGUCCGCUCUGUCCCUUCUGGUCGAGCCUCUUUCUCGGCUUUCGAGAACCUCCGAAGAAGCCGCGUUUCGCGCUCCUCUUCGGCCUCACAGGCUUCGGACUGCGGUGUGGGCGACAUCCCAGAGAAGCUCUUCGGCCGCAGCCCAAGUCGGCCAGCGCAGGCAGCUUUUUCGAGAUAUUCGCAGCUUCAGGCCUCGCUCCGGAGGCGCGAGUCUCCUGUCUCGUCUCGAAGCGCGGAGAGCUCGACGCGCUCCGCCGCCUCCGAAGACUGGAGAAGCGUCUCGGGAAGAAGACGAAGAAAGACGAGGAGACCGGGGAAAGGUUUGCCGGUGUGUUCCGCUGCCUCCUGCGCCUCCGAAAGACUCUCAGGACGGACGGGCCGCCGGGGCAAAGCCGAAAGAUGGGGUGUUCGUACACCCGGCGGGUCGGACUGGGAGCAGUCGACGGACUCGGGAGGUCGGUUGUGGGGGCGCGAAGCGUAUUCGGCUCUUCCGCGAAAAGAACGACUCGAAAAAGUUUGGAGGCAAAGGACGGUGCCUUCGAACCCCGCGCUCGAUCUAUCGGACGUUUUCGGACCUCCAAAAAAGGCCUUCUCGGACGACCUUGCCUCCUUUGCGUCUCCCUUCGCUCCCGGAGCUUCUCUCGCCUCGACUCUCUUCGCAGCCUCUCCUCCCUUCGAGGCUCUUUUCCCGGCGGCUCAGCGAGACGGAAAGCGCCUGCAGGAAGAGCGGACUCUAAAGAAACCUGUCGAGUCUGCAGCCUGUGUCGUCGCGUCGCCUGUGUCUCAAAGCACCGAUGCCGGGCUGCAGUGGCUUCAAGAGGCCUUACGGGCAUCUCCGCAGCUGCUCGCUGCCCUCCUUCACUCGUAUGCAAACAAAGAACUCCUCAACAGUCCUCAGCUUCCUCCCGCCGUCUCUCCUUGUCCCUCUGCGCCCUCUGUCUCUCCUCCUUGUCCCUCUGCUCCGUGCGUUUCUGUUUCACUCGCUCACGAGGAGAAGGUCGGAGAAGAAUUGCUUGGGUCGAGCCGUCUGCAGCAUCCGUCUGCCUUCUCUCCCCCGUCGAUUUCUUCGUCUUCCUGUCCUUCUGCGUCUUCGGCUGCAGUCCAGGGAGCGCAGGCAGGUCAGAUCUCUUCGUCCGUCGUCGACAACGCAAGAGGAGCUUCUCUCUCCGAGCCACUGGUCUCUUCCCUGUUCCCUCCAUUUCCUGCCCUCCGUGAACGCCCGCUUCUGUCUGCUUCCUCCCCUCCUCUUCCUCCCUCGGCUGAGAGCCACCGCGCGACUCCAGGAGGAGACAAGGGAGACACAGGAGACAGAAACGAAGCGGAGAAGCGGUGUGUUGCCAUGCUCGCUCGCUGUCGUGGAGAGGUGAAGGAGCUGAGAGAACGCGUUUCGCAUUUGCGCGCAGGCGUGGAGAACAACUUGUGCGACAUGAGGCAGUGGGUUGCCAUCGCGGCCAGAGAAGUCGGCCAGGUCUCGGCGGCACACUCGCACGCGUCGACAGAUGGAGACGCUCUCGCGAAAGCGAACGAGGAGUUUGAGAAGGAGAGAGCUGAGUUUGCUCUGAGGCAGACGCAGCAAGAGGAAAGACUUUCUCUCCUCCAGCUGCAGGUGUACGGCCUCGAAGAGCAGCUCGCGCUCGCGGAGACGGCCCGCGAGAAGCAGGAGACGCUCGUCAAACAAGCGAACCUCGUCGCGAAAGAACAAGCGGAGAAACAUCGAGAGAAAGUGCGAAGUCUCCUGCUGGAAGUGGCGGCUCUGAAGGAGGAGAAGGAAGAGCGAGAGCGAGAAGAGUCCCGCCGAAAUAAUUCGCAUGCAGAAUCUCUAGAGCUGCUUGAGAGAGACGCCGCACAGACGAGGAAAGAGAACACCAGGCUGCAGGCGCAGCUGAAGAAAGUCACGGCUGAACUCGAGGAGGUCCGCAGAGAGCAGGAGGCGACGCGAGUGCGGUUGAGGGAGAGCGAGGAAGCACUGAGAGACAGCCGAGAGAGAGAAGAAGAAGAGAGGAAGAAGAAAGAAUCUCUGCUUGUCGAGAGGACCCAAGGCGCGCGAGAAGAAGAGAAACUCAUCGAAGAUGUCCAGAGACUCCACAACACACUCAGUGACAAAGAAGCGAUCUUCACAGAAAUGAAGACCGAGGCCGAACGCGUCCGACAAGAACUCGACAAAGAGCGGCAGCUGAGAGAGGUGCGAGAAGAAGAGAAGGGAGAGCUCGAGAGAGAGUUGGCGGAGGCGAAGACGCGAGAAGAAGAAGGGAAGGAGGCGAUGGAGAAUUUGCAGCAGGAAUUGUCUCGCCUGCAGAGAAACAUUGAGCAGAUUCAGGGCCAGAGAGAACAAGAAUCGCGGAGACACGCUGCAGAAAAGGAUCGCCUGAGGAAGCAAAUCGACGAACUGGAGCAGGAGAGACAGGCGAUGCAUGCGGACGCGACAGCGAGACUCGAGGAGCACUUGAAGGCGGAAGAGAAGCUCCGCGCUGAGGCGCAAAGUCUCCGAACUCAGCAGAGAAAGAAAACGAAUGUUGAGGAGGAACUUCUCACCACGAAGGCGGAGCUUCAACACCUCAAAGAUGAAUUGAAAGAUUUGCUGGCUGAGGAGGUGGGGAAGCGCGCCGCGUUGACGGAAGAGAACGGGAAGCAGCAGAAGGACUUGGAGAGCAAGCAGCAGUUGGUCCGUUCGCUUCUGCAGCAGAAAUCGACUCUGGAAGUGAAGCUGCAGGAGGCGCAGCGCCGCGAGUUGAGUCUGCAGAGGGACGUCCGCCGGGGAGAAGAAGAACUCGUCACGCUGAAGCAGCGACUGUCGGAUUUGCAGCUCGACUGCGAAGAACAACGGCUGGCGACUCAACGGAGCGACAAGGAGGUCGAGCGCCUGAGAGUGCAUGCAGGCAAGUUGGAGGCGGCGGAGAAGGUCCGUCAAGAGGAACUUGUCCAGGGGCAAACCGCCUUGACAGAGUCCCUGGAGAAGCAAGAGGCCGCGGCGAAAACAGCUGCAAAGUGGAAGGCGCUCUACGUCUCUCAGCAGAGUGCAGUGCAGCAGCUACGGGAACAGCUUCUCACUCUGCAAAAGUCGCUCCUCAGACGCGGCGACGCUGAGGAUGCGCUGCUCGUUUUGCACUUUGACGACGAGACGCCGGAAGCCGGACUUUCAGUCGGGGAUGUGGAGACGGAGCACCUGCACAUGGAGACGGAGUUUCGGCGCGGGAUGGAGUCGGAUGAGAAACCGGAGCUGGAGACUGGAAAAGGGGAGAAGAGGGGAGUGCGGGAAGCGGCUGCGAAGGCUCUCGAACUGUUGCUGAACGCCCCAGUUUUCCAGCCGAGUCGAGGACCCAGGGAGAGAUCUCAGACGCCUGCGGAAGGCGAGAACGAGAAGGCGGGAGCCGGCGCAGACCAUCGAGAGGCCUUUUCCAAGGGGGUGGCUAGCCAGGAGAACAGAGAGGACUCUGUUUCGCGACCAGGGAGCUCGGCGGCUGCGCGCGCCCUCGAGAGAACUGUGGCUUUGGAAGAAGCGAAGUCAUACCGGUGGAGCGAAGAUGGAUUUUCAUCUCGACUGCGCCAAGUUUGCACACGCGGCGACCGCAUCUGCAAAGGGGAGGCGACUUCUUCGCGAGCAGAAAACUACGCCUUUCGAGAACGGCGCGAGCAGAACGGAGACAGCUCGCGAGAGAGAGGUGCUGGAACCAGCGACGCGGGGACGCCUCGUUUCGGCGCCCGAGAAAAGGCGGAGACGAGGAAGCAGCGCGAGAGAGAAGACUCCAGAGACGAGAGAGAGGAGCGAAAGCCGAGAGAAGCAGUGUCGAGAAUCGGGACGUCCACAGCUUCGUUGCCGGAGCCCCGAGUCGACACGGGGAGUAGACAGACGACAGCGAGCAGCGAUGCGGCUGAGUCGCUGUUUCGCGGCGAGGAGAGUCGAGAGCAGAGGGGGCGGAGAAAGGAAGAGCGCGAGGACGGCGCGCAGCAGGGAGACUUGCGAGUGCACAGAGACCUUCUUCAACUGAAGAAACAGAAAGGCGAGUUGGAGAGAGAGGAGGCGAGGCAUCCACUCGACCUUCUCCAACUGAAGCACGGCGUCCAGACACUCGAGGCCGAGAUGCGCGUCGCCGAAGAAAGUCUGUCGCGCGCCACCUGCACCUGCGAGAUCGCAUUCCACGACAUUCUCGCCCAGAGUGCGCGGUACCACUCCUCAGCGGAGACACUGCAAAAGAUUGAGAGUGCAGGAAAAGACGUGCAUCUCCUCCCGUCUCUGCGGCAGACCCUUCGGGCGUACCUGCGGGAGAACGGCGCAGGACGCAGCGAAGACCGAGCGGAAGCGAGGAAGCGGCGACGAGGGCGAGCCGGAAGACUCGACGGACGCGACGAACCAGAUGGCGACCACGAACCUUUCGACGAAGAAGAAAAACUCAAAGUGGUGCAAUGGAUGAAUCACCUUGUCGAAGAAACUGAGAGGUCUUGUUACAUUUUGGAGGGCGCUCAUGCAGCUCGCGAUGCCGCUGCUCGUGAGCGACAGCAACUCCAGAGGAAGUUGGAGGCGCUUUCCUCGGAACUGCGGGAGAAACGCUCGUAUCUGCGCUGCGUGGAAGCGAAGGCGAAACAUAUUUCCGACUCUGUGUUGAGUACGGGAGAACGAGAACAGGCGUGUCUGGACGCUCUCGGCCAGCAGCGCAGGCAGGCUCGACCCCUCGUCAGCAGUCCGCCGGGCGCAUCCUACCUGGCUGACCUGUUGAGGAAGAGUCCGAUGUGUUCUCGGGGUCCGAACAACUCGCAAAGAGAGCAAAACCGCGACGAGGACCAUCAAGAGCGGGACGAGGCUGGAACUCGUGAAGCCUGUGGGCGGCGACGAGUCUCGGAGAAUGACAAGGAACCAGAAAAAACGUUCGCAGACCUAAAAGUCUGUCCGUCGCCGAGAAGGCGUUCCGGGUCACCCCGGCUUGGCGAGCGCAUGCAGUCUCGGGCAGGAGACACAGCAAGCAGAGGAGAGGUGUCACGCGGAGGCUCGCGCAUGUCUUUGAAAAAAGAGAGACAUGCGUUUGACCUGGAGGAAGACGCAAAAGAGGCUUUUGUCUCGCCUUCAGUGUUUAGCCGUCUCGUGUCGGAGCACGCAGCCGCCCGCACUCGCCAGCCAGACAACAGGGACGGCGAGACAGCGAAUAAACGUAGCGCGACAGACACCGCAGACGCGCUCGACUACGCGACAUGGAGCGACCGAGACGUGCAUGCGCAAACUGGAGGAUGUUCCUUCUGGGUCGAGUGGUCUGAGGCCAAAGGCGACCUCGAUGAAUCUGGUCUUCCAUAGGUUCAGUUGUCGCAGCAGAUCCAGUCUGACACUAAAGUCACAGCUGCGUGCAACGGAGGUGGGGGGCGAACUGAAGGUGGCAAGCUAGCACAAGGAGUCCAGCGAGGAAACUAGGAGAGAGGAAAAGAGAGAAGCUUGACGCUUGGCGGGCGUGUCGUCGGAGUGAGGAAGGACAAGAGACCUGUAUUACUCUCCAGCGUCUUUGGCUGGCAAAAUAUGCAUUGGUGCAGGCUCGCUGGGACUUGUUCUGAUAAAAGUGACCACCGUCUUGAUGCCUACAGGAAGAGGGUUGAGAGAUGAAGAAAGUGGAUGUACAAGAAACAAGCGUGGUGUUCAGGUCGAAGCUUGCCACGGUUAGCUGCGCCGUCAUGUCUUUGUCGGUGGUUUGUGGGACACCGGCAGGUGCAAAAAUGAAGAGACAAAAGGGGACGCGUUUCCAGGAUUGCUGAUAGGGGAAAGGAUUCCUUAAUGUCUUUUCUCUCUGGCGGAAGAUCCAGAGUGUAAAGACUGUCUUGUGAAUGUGCAGAAACCGAACCUUAUUAAGCGUCUUAGCAUGCGAGUGAUUCCUGCCUUGAUACGUAGAGCCACCAGAGCGGACAGACUGCACCUUUCGUACAAGAACGCGACGCAAAUGUACCCCCACGCAAUCACGUCGGUCCCUGUUCACUGCUGUCUAUCUCUAGCGUCAGGAAAAGACGGAGUCGUCGCUCCACUGCGCUUUCGUCCAUAUCUGACUGAUCGGACAGAGGGAAGUAUCAGCAAGCAUAGGUGACAGCUUGGACGUUUGAGGAAAAAAAGAAUCGAUCCUCCUGUAACACGAAUCUCACCCACGUUCUGCAUUGACUCACAUCCGGGUGCGCAUAUGCCUGCCAAUUUUUCAGAGACAUGUGGCACAUUGGAAAUAUGACUGCGUGCACUGAUGGACAGCCUAGGAGGGAGUCGUCCUGUC
This is a messenger RNA of Toxoplasma gondii ME49, 9154 nucleotides long. RefSeq lists its product as hypothetical. Bases 1951 to 8205 code for a protein of 2084 amino acids. The transcript has 5 exons. NCBI's taxonomy places the organism in Eukaryota, Apicomplexa, Conoidasida, Eucoccidiorida, Sarcocystidae. The record is from RefSeq and is a predicted model, not a curated record.